This is a messenger RNA of Rhincodon typus (whale shark), 2472 nucleotides long. Its product is annotated as E1A-binding protein p400-like. Gene Ontology annotation, molecular function: ATP hydrolysis activity; histone binding. Lineage: Eukaryota; Metazoa; Chordata; Chondrichthyes; Orectolobiformes; Rhincodontidae. The record is from RefSeq and is a predicted model, not a curated record. Gene Ontology annotation, cellular component: Swr1 complex. Bases 1 to 2472 code for a protein of 823 amino acids. The transcript has 13 exons.
AUGACCAGGAGACCCUCUCUCCGUCCUCACUGCCCCGGGGGAAAUCGAGACACGACAAUUAAUGAAAAAGGGAAGGCCAGGGCGGGCGGCCUUGCCGAACGAAGCGCCGAUCAGAGCCCACAAUCAAACAUGGCGUCCGUCUCUCCGCCAGCCCUCACUACCCCUCCGCCGGAAUUUCUGAUGCUCAUUUCUUGUCUAACCAAUAGCACAUUGGAAGCUCUGAGAUCUCGUCAUUUUGUUAGUGUUCUUAACCUCCUGAUGCAACUGAGAAGGAUAUGUAAUCAUCCUAACCUGAAGUGCCCCAGGUCUGUCUGUUCGGCCUAUGUGUUCAGAGCUCUGCAAUAUACAGUUGCGUCUGUUGUGUUGAAAGUGCUUGAAUAUGACCCUUGGAAGAAUGUGGACUUGUCUGCCUUCAAUCUAGCUGGAAUCGAAAACAAACUUUCUCGAUAUGAGGCCGAGAUGGUCAUGCCCAAACGGAAGGUGACGAGGAAACUCAUUGAGGAAAUCUACUACUCGCCAGAUCUUCCACCCAGACCCAGACCAGUUAAAGUGAAAGUCAGCAAGUUGUUCCAGCCUGUACAGUAUGGCCAAAAGCCAGAUGACCGGACAGUUGUGGUCGUUGGUACUCAGCCUCAGCGGGCACCCAGCACAACUUCAGCUGCAUCCCAUCAAGGGCAAGCACGUGGCAAGUCUUCAGCUGUUGCGGUGCCUGCUUCUCAGGUUAUGACUUCUGCCCAGGCAGCGACUCCAUUUCAGAUGAAUCAGACUACUGCCAAUGCACCGGGACAGCAGCAAGCGGUGAACAGCACCAUCACCUCUAGCACAGCCAGUCCAGCCCUGAGCAGCACUGCAGGCCUGGUCACCCAGCAGGGACAGGCCGCUUCCCAGGCCUCGCACACGGGUCAGGCCCAGCAACAGGCCUCCUCUGCUCACACCGCCCCGACAACCAAUGUGCCGCAUCAGAGGCUGGUGCUGACCUCACAGGCCCAGGCACGAUUGCCUAGUGGAGAAGUCGUUAGCAUCGCCCAGCUUGCCUCCAUAGCUGGUGGGCAAGGACGAGGCACCCAGACUAGUCAGCCCGUGACGCUGCACUUCCAAGGGAACAAGUUUACCUUGUCUAGCAGUCAAUUGCGGCAGCUCACUGCAGGCCAGCAUCUCCAGUUACAAGGUAAUGUCCUACAAAUAGUAUCAGCACCGGGGCAGCAGAUUAUGCGUCAACAAAGUCAGGCUUUGAUGCAAGCACAAUCCCAGAGCAAUGCAGUCCAAAAUGCAUCUGCAGCAACUGGAAACCAGCAAGGAAUAGUACCUAGUUCUGUUUCCACUUCUGUUUCAACACAAGCAUCUUUCCUCACGACCAGAACAGUUAGCAGUUCAGCAUCUGGUGAGCAGGGAGCAAUCCUAAGGCCAAUAUCUUCUCUAGGAUCUGCUACACAGGAUUCUAUAGAAGAAAAGAAAAAAUUCAUAAAGGAACGGUUGGACCGAAUUUUCUUGAUAAAUGAGAAACGAUGUUCUGUGAUGCCUGUCUAUGGUACAGAACUGUUGGGAGUUUGCUUCUUGAUUGGCGAAUAUAAACUUACAAAGCCUAAAUCAGCUGAGAACUCCUGGCUUUUCUCUGGUUACGUGAACUGCUGCAACAUUCAGCAGUCAGUGAGUGACUCCUUUGCUGAGAUAUCUUGGAAAAGGACAGAAUCUUUGUCACAAGCAAUCUUAUCCACGGAUCAGAGGCAAGAUAGUAUGCAAGACAUCGUUAAAAGGGUUCACUGUGUUGUUCCAAAUGUAGUGGCACCUCCGCCAAUUCUGUACACGUUUAACCCUCCACCUUCUUACACGCAUCGCAUGAGGCUAUUCAAAUCUAACCUUAAACAGGAACUGGCUCCAUAUACCCAACAAUUGCUGCAGGUUACUUCUGCGACAAAGUUACUGUUAACUGACCCGAGACUUGUACAGUUUGACUCAGGGAAAUUGGAAGCACUGGCUGUUCUGCUUCAUAAACUGAAAUCAGAAAGACGCCGAGUGUUGAUAUUCACACAAAUGGUUCAAAUGCUGGACAUUCUGGAGAGUUUCCUGGAUUACCACAGUUUUGCUUUUGUGAGAAUUGAUAGUAAUGUUCAUCUUAAUCAACGACAGGUGCUGAUGAAACUUUUUAAUACAGAUAAGCGCAUCUUUUGUGCCAUCCUUUCUACCCGUGGAGGUGCUACGGGUGUUAACCUGGUUGAUGCUGACACUGUUAUUGUCUAUGACAGUGACUUGAACCCAACCCUGGAUUCACAAGUCCAGGAAUGGUGUGAUAGAAUUGGAAAAUGUAAAGAUAUUCAUAUCUACAGACUGGUUAUCGGCAACUCCAUCGAGGAGAAACUUCUCAAAAAUGGUACAAAGAAUUUGAUCAGAGAUGUGGCUUCGCAUGGAAGCAACUAUUGCACAGCGUACUUGCAGCAGGUAUUUGUCCGUGAUACGUUAGCUGUUACUGAGUGA